Molecule: messenger RNA, 7230 nt
Organism: Fusarium musae
Lineage: Eukaryota; Fungi; Ascomycota; Sordariomycetes; Hypocreales; Nectriaceae
Exons: 2
Coding region: 1-7230 (2409 amino acids)
Source: RefSeq, a predicted model, not a curated record
AUGUCUGCCCCUACGCUUCACGUUAUCUAUGCCGGUCGUGGCGAUGCUAUGAUCCUAGAACAUUCUGUCGGCAACCAGCGGAACUUUUUCCUCGUCGACGGUGGUCCAAGAAACUAUGAAUUUGGUGUCAAUACCGAAGCUCCAUAUCAUCGAUACCUUGCGUCCGCAUGCCGCGAAAUCAUGGGCGAUGGCAAAACCUUCGCUGGGGUUGUUUUCUCGCAUCCCGAUGAAGACCAUUUUGGCGGAUAUCUUCAGGCGUUGGAUGAGGAGCAAAUUCCAUUCACGGAUAAUGUCUUCAUACCAACUCCCAGUUCUGAGGCAGAGACGGCCAACGCGCGAAUACACAACCUCUGCAUUAAUAAGAAUAUGGACUCGGCAACUAUUAGUCCUCAAGAUUCACUGGGAUCAUACUUAAUCCGUCCCAUAAAGGCUCUCUUCCCAGACAUGCCAAGAAUUCUCUGGUACUAUAGAACAGCAAAUCGGCUCAUCACAGACCAGGGGGAGUACAACGAGAAUCUGUCGACAAACAAACGCAGCAUUCUGAUGUAUACCGCCAUAACUAACUCCAACAAUGAAAUGGGAAUAUUCUUUACGGGAGAUAGUCACGCCGACAUCAUCUCUCAUCACAUGUACCAACUGUUUCCGCACGAGGCGAAUCGCCGAUAUGCAAUCUACAAGAUCCAACACCACGGGAGCCGUGACGACAACAUGAAAGAUCUAUAUAAGCCGUAUUUCUCAAAGGGUGCCAGGGCCCUGAGCUUUAUCUACUUUCUUUUGAAGGUACAAAAAGGGACUGCUCAUAUGCCUUUUAUACAAAAGAGCAAGACGAUGGCCAACGCCGCGGCCACACAUCUGUCCACUCAUAUAAAGAAAUUUACCAAGAAGGAAUUUUCAGAUCUCGAGACAAAGGUGAAGCGGAUUCAGGAAACGCAACUGAAGUAUUUGUACAGGCCAGCCGAGAAUCAAUUAGUCAUUGUUGAUGCGGAUGACGACCGACCUCCGUUUCUUCCUCAUAUACAGAAGUAUUACGACGCACUCGACAAUGCGAUGAAGCCAACUGCGGGGUGGGACUAUUUCUUGACCAAGCGGGCCACUACCGAGUUCCUUACAUACAUUCAUGUCCGCAGGGCUUGCGACUUCUAUUCAUUUUUCUCUUCAGACGUGUAUGUGGUGAGCGCCAAUCGAAAGUAUUUUCACCCACGGUCUGAGACACUUGUUGGACUAGCUCUGGCAGUUCUUGAGAAGAACCGUACUGCCCGGCUGUAUGUUACCAAUGGGAAAAGCCUCGACAUGGACGAGCUUUCCAGGGUUGCCAGCGUCAUGGGUCCAGCAUCAGUUCACGAUCUUUUUUGCUCAGAGAAUCUCAGGGUCUCAUAUCUGAGUCACAGUACCUACAUGUCUCUCAGUGGCGCGUCGCAAGGCAAGAAUAGCACCAUGAUUGUGACUGAGCGUGACAUGAACGAUUCCACACAGGAGAUUCAGUUCAACGACAACGAUGCCCAGCACAGAACGGAUCUGCAUGUCCUGCUGGAACAGACCGACCCUCAUCGCGUACUCGACACUCACGAGUACCAGCUCAAGGUCUUUGCCAACUUCUCUUGGUCUUACCUUUACCUACAACAUGAUGCGAAUGGCUUCAACUGGGCCAUCUCGGAUCCCAAUAGCCCAAAGUCCGUCUGGAUAGACGAAAGAGAUAUGAAAGUCGCCAAGAAGUUCACAAUCAAUUGUCGAGCAGAAAAGUUUGGUCUCGCCUCCCGAUGGGUCACAGUUGAAUUCGUUGGUCGUGAUGCUGCGCAAGCGAACUUGUUUGGCAUCACGGAUAUCCUUUCCGGCAUGUCCUUCUUCGAAGAGAACAGCGGAUCGAUACGAUUCGACAAAAGGCCUUCCUAUGCUUUCUUAACCCAAAUACCUUAUUCUCCACCCCAAUCCACUGAGCCAACGAUGGUUUCCCGCUCUGAAAUGCCUCUUCGACAGGCAUUCGAAGUUCUUGGUGACCCAAUGAAGGACGGCAACAACCCGGAUAUUAUCGAUACGCUGAGCAGGCUGUUGCGAGACAGAGCUACUCUGAUAGCCAUAGUCGAGAGAAUUCCCGCAGUGCUUAUCAAGGCUGGAUUCACUAGCUUCAAAGCCGAUCUCGAUAAGUCCAGAGCCAUCGUCGACGCUCACCCACUUGUUGGAAAAGCUGUCGUCAGUGCCGUUCUGUAUCAACCAAUGGCUGGAAAUGGUGAACAAAACUUCUUCGAUAUCAAUAUGGCUGGACUUGACUUCGAACUGAGAAACAUAGCUAUCAAGAUUGACAAAUGCUGCUCAUCACAGGUUCAUCUCACUGUGGAAUCCGAGGCGGUCAUGAAGAGAACAGGUCUGGAGAUGAGGAUGGCUUGGAAGUCGUUAGAGAACGACACAAUCGUCUCUUUCAGUACCGGUCUUACAUCUAUCGAAGAUCUCGCCAUGGCUUUGGUCAACGAUGAGGGAAUAGUAGAGAAGAUCUUACAGGGGAAUAUUCCGUUAAAGACCAAGCCCCUCUCUGGCACUUCUGCGCCGUCCAUGGGGACUUUUCAGGGGCCUAUAAAAGAAAUCGGCUUCACUGUCCGGCAGCCCAUUGACCAAACUGAUAUGUACGAUCUAGCAGACAUCUGGGUUCGCACCGGGUUCCCAGACUGGAAGACCUUCUUACCAAUACCUGAUUCGUCGAAGGAGGUCAAGGGGGAUGUUAUUGUUCGGAUAUUGAAUCCCUUUCGCGUCAAAGCAUCAAGAAUUACAACGAGUGUGCACUUGGAUAUCCCUGUUCGAAGCGAGCCAGAAACGACAAUCACAGCCCAGUUUGACGCCAUUCCACUCACACGAUUGGGCGAUUACGACUAUCGAUUCCGGAUUACAUCUACCAGUCAUGGGGUAACCAUAUCCGAUAUUGUCAAAGUUAUUGGCCUUACCAGCUUAUCCGACAAGAUCAGCAACAUACCCUUCUUGGGUAAUGCAUUCAACUCCGUGCAAGUCAGACAGGCCGGUCUUUCUGUGGACAGGGUCAAGGGCAAGUGGGAAUUCCAAGAAUGGGACUUUGAGCUUUACGUUCCGAUCCUUGACCUUUUACCUGGCUCAUUGUCAUUGGUAGAUAUGGUUGUCAAAGUUGAAAACUUUGGAAAGCAAGAGAUCCAAGCGAAGGGAGAAGCCACCUUUCGAAGUACGGCAUUGCAGAAGGAGGUUGAGGUCUCGGUUGGCCUUCCAACGGCACAAGACCUCGGCUUCAUUGUUAUAUCGUCUCCCGACUCCCUUACUUUGGCCAAUGUAUUCUCUAUGUUUGGGCUAGGCGACUUGCCAGAAAUUCCAUUCCUAUCUGGUAGUACUGCCUUUGAGCUGUCAUACUGCGAUGCAAUGUUCAAAAAGCCUAAGGAUGGUCCCAUCACAAUGUUAGCCUCCACUGCCAAGUUUCGAGUCAAGGAGUUGGUGGUUGAACCUUUUAACAUGCAAGAUAUUGCGGUCUCGCUAUCCUGGCAACGAGGCAAAGAGAAUAACACCGAAUCAGCCGUUUCCUUUGAGCUUUCGGCCUUGCUGCUGAACAUCAACUCAGUGAUAACGGUCAAGUAUGACGGUGGAAAGAAGGAAAUGGCAGCUUCCAUCACCCCUAUCGCAGAAUCACCUAUGAAGGUGGCGGAUGUCUUGCGUUUUCUGAUUCCUGGCGUCGACAGUCCGCUUCACUCAGCAUUAGCCAGCCUGGAAAUCAAGAUUGUAGAGAUGUCUCUGGAUGUCAGGACAGGCUCCCCGUCUUCAUUCAAGCUAGAAAUGAAGAAGGAUGCAACUCUCCAACUUCCCUCAGCGGCAGACACAGAUACCUUUACUGUGGGCUCUAUCACAGUAGAGUAUAGCAAAGUGGCGAACAAGCUCGAUAUCUUUGCUGCGUUUUCAAUUGGAGGUAUUGAAACAAAUAUCAGCCUUGGUGCCUUCACAAACUCAACGACCAAAGAGCGUUCUGUCGAAUUCGAAAUCACGUUACAGAAGGGCCAGAGAAAACUCGGCCUCAUGACUCUCCUCGCCGCAGUAGGAAUCAACGACGUUGAGAUACCGCGACCAGAAGGAUGCCCGGAAUUUACCACUGGCAUGGCCAGCAUCAAUGGAAAGUUUGUUGAUAAGGAUAAAAUAGGCCUCAAGUUUGCAGAGCUGGCCGUGCAUGUUGAGAUGGCCAGUGUUACUCUGUCUGAUUGGGAUAUGUCUAUGGACUACAUCUACGUUGACGUUGACUAUAACAAGGCACGCAUUGAGAAGCCUUUCUCAGUCUUGGUUUCGAGCAAAUUCAUAAUUGCUGGUUCUGCAGAGAUGAUGAUCAACUACGCUGAUGAUAAGGAUGCAUUGGAGCUGGAUGCCAAACUGCGUCACGCCAAGGAGGGGGAGGAACUCAAGAUCAAGUCUAUUUUGGAGUGGCUAGCUGGCGAAUCGAUCGAAGACGCUUUACCCACCUUCGUUUCGGAGGCAGCGAUUAAUCUCGAGAACUCAAAGUUUGGAAUGUCUCUGAGUCGCCACAAAGGGGAGGGAAAUUCCGUCAUCGCUGUCUCGUUGAGCAUCACCUUGGGGUCUGUUACUCUGCAACUUGCAAGAACCAGGACUCGACCACAUGAUGCAAAGAAAGAGGAUAAACUGCCAUGGAAGACGAUACUCAGACUUGCAGUCAAUACCCUUCCGCGACCACCUCCAUUGCCACUUAUCGGUCAGAUGGAACAGCCAUUUUCUACUCAGAUAUACUGGACCAACAGUGACAUCUCGCUUGGGGAGGUUGAUAAGUUGAAUAGUCUCGCUACUUUCAAGGAUCAUCAACUCCUCCAGUCAACCCGUGCUACGGCAGCUUCCGCUUUUGGAAAUGGCCUAUCAUUCAUGCUGCUUGAAAAUGGAGAUGUCAUACUUGCUUCAAAACCCAGGAAGAGCAGGAAGAAGGACGACCCUUCAGGCAAGAUGAUGGCGAUUUCGGAGGAAGAAGAGAACCCGGAGGCCCCGGAGAUGAAGAAAGUCGACAAGAGAGUCAAUGGUGUCAACAUCACAAACAUUGGCCUCCAAUAUGAUGCCAAGCGACAAAGAAUCAAAGUCAAGUUCACGGCACGUAUGACUGUUGGGCCUUUCGAUGGGGAGCUGAUCAACUUCAGCAUGUCCGUCAAUCUACCACGUGGAGAAAAAAUAGACUUGGGCGAUUGGAAGAAUCUCGACAUCGAUAUGGGUCUCGAUGGACUAUCUCUUGCCAUGACCGGGUCCAACCUCAAUGUCGCUGGGACCUUGCACCGCAUCAAGGUCGAAGAGGAGGACAUCUCCAUUACAGGAUUCGAGGGUGGUGUCAGCGUCAAGCUCAAGAAGUACCAAUUCGUCGGGUUUGGCUCUUACAAGAACGUCAAGAGGCAGCAGGAAGAGUUUGUCUCUCUCAUGGCCUACGCGAUGCUUGAUGGGCCCAUGGUCAAGACAGGUCUUGUUGAACUCUCGGGCAUCAGCGGCGGCUUUGGAUUCGGUUCGAAGCUCGAGAUACCAUCUAUCACUGACAUUCACAAGUUCCCGUUGCUUGUAUCCCCCGAUGUCGAUCCGAUGAUAAUGUUUGAGAGGCUUCGAGGGACAGGAGACACAAAGUACAUGACCGAGACAAAUGGUGCAAACUGGGUUGCAGCUGGUGUCACCGGCACGGCUUGUGAACUCAUCGCCGUCAAAGCUGUCUUGACUAUCCCACUUGAUCCUAGUGCCGGUGAGCUGGCUAUCGUGGGUAUAGCGUCGGCUCAGUUCCCCCGCGAUGCAAAGCCCGGUAAGGCACUUGCAGCCAUCAGGAUCAAUUUCCAAGGCAGCAUCGAUAUAUCGCGAGGCUUCAUGCUUUUUGAGGGAAGGAUUGCUGAUGGCUCGUUCAUCUUAUUCGAUGACUGUGUCCUUUCAGGAGGAUUUGCUGUCGGGGCGUGGUUCGGCCCGAGUCCCCAGGCUGGAGAUUGGUGCAUCACCAUGGGAGGCUGGCACCCCAAGUUUCAAGCUCCAAGUCACUAUCCAUCCGCCCCUCCUCGAAUGAGACUCCAGUGGAGUUACGGGGACACUAAGUAUCUUACCCUCGACGGCCAGGCUUAUGCAGCCGUGACUCCCGAUGCUAUCAUGGCAGGAUUGGCAGUGCAAGUCAAGUUCGAAAAGUGGUCGUGCGGUGCUAACUUCGACUUCCGUACUGACCUUAUCCUUUGGCUGCAUCCCCUUCACUAUGAUGUUUACUUUCAUGUAUCCGCAAGUCUGUGGUACGAGGUUGAUGCCUGGAUUGCACGCAAGAAGCUUCACAUUUCCAUGGGUGCCGACUUGUAUAUCACCGGACCGCCAUUUGCUGGCACAGUCGAGUUCGACGUAAGCGUUAUGGUCAUCAAAGUCAAGUUUGGUGAUCAUAGAGCCGAGGACGAUGUGCUGAAGUUUGAUGAAUUCAUGUCAGUCGUACUCAGGAACGACAAAAUCAGCCAUGUCUUCUCACUUGAAUCUGGAGGUAUAGUCCCGACACAAGCUCCGACACAGGCACAGACUCCAGACUCUACUUGGAUAGUUCGUGGAGGGACGUUUGCGUUUAGUAUUGCCUCUCGAAUGCCUACGACCAGGAUAGAAUUUACUGGGGCAAAGGAUCAUGAUAGAAAGACUGGUAAGACGAUUUUCGCUCGACCUAUGCAGCUUCCUGCAACUUCAGCCGGUCUCAAAGCCAAUAUGGAUGUUUCUGUCACCAAUAGCAGCGGAUCUUCGGUGCACGGCUUCACCUUCGAGAUCAUAUACGAGCAGCUACCUAAGUCACUAUGGGGCCCGUUCAACAGCAAUCCCAAUAACAUGCUGUAUGGAGCUUCCGAGAGCACAGUGACGCAUGCAACGGGGCUGAGUAUCCAGGCUCCAAUGGCUCGAUGGUCGAGCAAUAACCCUCGAGUCAUACAGUUCAGCAAAGUCGGGCGGUCGGAGCCUGUCCAUUCUUCCUUCAAAAAUGACCCAACUCGAGAUAAUGGCCUGGACGCAACACCGAGAACGAGCGGAGAAAAUCCGGAAGCGCAAUUCUACAACGCUAGAGAGGCACUUAUGGGAAGUGGUGAACGAGAGGAGGAGCUAGAGGCUGUCAAGAAACGAAACGCUCGGAGGUCAUAUAUUGUCGGUCAAUGGAUGGCUAUCCGGAAGCUCAAGACCUCGGCUAGUCUCAGGAGUGGCGUACCUUUCAGAUACGCCAAAGACUUGGCUCACUUCUCACAUGUUGCUCCGAGAAUUUCACUAGAAUAG